GGAGUUAGAACGUAAACUCAGCCUCAGGUCCUGAAACUGGUGAUGCUGCGGGUCUGUAUCUGUCCAUAUACUAUUGGUAAAACCAGGUCCCAGGACCUUUGGUGCACAAUUCCACAUAUUGGCGUAAGACAGCAAGGACUAGACUACUGCUACCUGAGACAAGCGGGAUUAAACUAUUGUUCCUGUUACUGGAUUCUUCGGAGACAUCUCUACGACUUCUACAAUUACGAAAAGAUGCCUAAGCUGAAGAGAUUUCGUAUGCGACGCCAGUCGUUGAUCAAGAAUAGGAAGUCUGAUGUCUCUAAUUCCCCUGUUUGCGUGUGUCCAGAUGUGUCUGGCAUCGUAGCAGGCAAUGAGAUGUUCAUCAUGAGAGAGCAGGUGGAUGUGGUCUGCUGUAAAUCAGUAGGAACUGAUCUGUCCAUGCUGGAUAUUGAUGAUUUCAUCACAGAAAUCUCUCAGCUGAAGAAAGAGGUGACGUCACUGAAGACAAAACUGAUGGAGAGAGACGACAGGUUACAGGAGCUGGAAAAGGUUUCCUGUCAAUCUUCAGUGUGUGUGAUUGAUGGGACCUCCACAGAAUGUCAGGAUUCAGUGUGGAGCGGCAGAGAUCAGUCCACACCACAGCGACUGCUGGACAAACUCUCUGAACAGAGAUCCAGAGACACACAGGACUCACAGCUCACUUUACUCUGUUCUACUGACGGUAAUCAGGGUGAUCAAACCUCCACAGAGUCUCUGACUUCUGUCUGUAAUGCUGGAGAUCAGCAGAUGCUGCAGAUACCAGUGAAGAAUGAAGUGAAGCUGGAGGAGAUAAAAGAAGAAAACACAGCAGAGGAACAACAGAUAGAAGAUGAUGAUCAAACCUCCACAGAGUCUCUGACUUCUGUCUGUAAUGCUGGAGAACAGCAGAUGCUGCAGAUACCAGUGAAGAAUGAAGUGAAGCUGGAGGAGAUAAAAGAUGAUGACACAGCAGAGGAACAACAGAUAGAAGAUGAUGAUCAAACCUCCACAGAGUCUCUGACUUCUGUCUGUAAUGCUGGAGAACAGCAGAUGCUGCAGAUACCAGUGAAGAAUGAAGUGAAGCUGGAGGAGAUAAAAGAAGAAAACACAGCAGAGGAACAACAGAUAGAAGAUGAUGAUCAAACCUCCACAGAGUCUCUGACUUCUGUCUGUAAUGCUGGAGAACAGCAGAUGCUGCAGAUACCAGUGAAGAAUGAAGUGAAGCUGGAGGAGAUAAAAGAUGAUGACACAGCAGAGGAACAACAGAUAGAAGAUGAUGAUCAAACCUCCACAGAGUCUCUGACUUCUGUCUGUAAUGCUGGAGAACAGCAGAUGCUGCAGAUACCAGUGAAGAAUGAAGUGAAGCUGGAGGAGAUAAAAGAAGAAAACACAGCAGAGGAACAACAGAUAGAAGACAAUGAUCAAACCUCCACAGAGUGUCUGACUUCUGUCUGUAACGUUGGAGAACAGCAGAUACUGCAGACACAAGUGAAGAUGAAGACGUGUUCAGUGAAGCUGCUGGACUGCAGGAAUCUGAUGAAGAUGAGAGGAGACACCACAGCAGAGGAACAACAGAUAGAAGAUGAUGAUCAAACCUCCACAGAGUCUCUGACUUCUGUCUGUAACGCUGGAGAACAGCAGAUGCUGCAGAUACCAGUGAAGAAUGAAGUGAAGCUGGAGGAGAUAAAAGAAGAAAACAGAGCAGAAGAACAACAGAGAGAUGAUGUUUUUAUUUCUUCAGAGCUGAUGGAAGUGAAAGAGGAAAGUCAAGAACCGAUUGAAGUGGAGGAGAAAUCUCGUGAUUUCAAAAUUGGAGAAAAAUCUUUGAGUGACUCAAAGCCUAAAAUAAAAGCAGCCAAUAAAUCUUUAACCUGCUUUCAGUGUGGAAAGAGUUUAACAUGUAAUAAAGAUCUUAAUAUACACAUGAGAAUUCAUACUGGAGAAAAACCUUACAAGUGCUCACACUGUGGAAAGAGAUUCACUCAUUUGAGUUCCCUGAAAACACAUGAGAGAAUUCAUACUGGAGAAAAACCUUACAAGUGCUCACACUGUGAAAAGAGUUUCACUUAUUUGAUUUCCCUGAAAGCACAUGAGAGAAAUCAUACUGGAGAAAAACCUUACAAGUGCUCACACUGUGGAAAGAGUUUCACUCAGUCACAAUCCCUGAAAUCACAUGAGAGAAUUCAUACUGGAGAAAAACCUUACAAGUGCUCACACUGUGAAAAGAGUUUCACUCAGUCACAAUCCCUGAAAUCACAUGAGAGAAUUCAUACUGGAGAAAAACCUUACAAGUGCUCACACUGUGAAAAGAGUUUCAAUGAGUCAAGCAACCUGAAAUCACAUGAGAGAAUUCAUACUGGAGAAAAACCUUACAAGUGCUCACACUGUGAAAAGAGUUUCACUUUGUUAAAUCACCUGAAAUCACAUGAGAGAAUUCAUACUGGAGAAAAACCUUACAAGUGCUCACACUGUGAAAAGAGUUUCACUAUGUUAAAUCACCUGAAAUCACAUGAGAGAAUUCAUACUGGAGAAAAACCUUACAAGUGCUCACACUGUGAAAAGAGUUUCACUCAGUCACAACACCUGAAAAUACACGAGAGAAAUCAUACUGGAGAAAAACCUUACAAGUGCUCACACUGUGAAAAGAGUUUCAAUAAGUCAUUUAACCUGAAAACACAUGAGAGAAAUCAUACUGGAGAAAAACCUUACAAGUGCUCACACUGUGGAAAGAGUUUCACUCAAAGGUCGUAUCUUAAUAUACACAUGAGAAUUCAUACUGGAGAAAAACCUUACAAGUGCUCACACUGUGGAAAGAGUUUCACUCAGUCACAACACCUGAUAAUACAUGAGAGAAUUCAUACUGGAGAAAAACCUUACAAGUGCUCACACUGUGGAAAGAGUUUCACUCAGUCAUUCAACCUGAAAACACAUGAGAGAAUUCAUACUGGAAAAAAACCUUACAAGUGCUCACACUGUGGAAAGAGUUUCACUCAUUUUGUUUACCUGAAAAGACACGAGAGAAUUCAUACUGGAGAAAAACCUUACAAGUGCUCACACUGUGAAAAGACUUUCUCCUUCUCUGCACAUCUUAAUGUACACAUGAGAAUUCAUACUGGAGAGAAACCUUACACGUGCUCACACUGUGGAAAGAGUUUCACUCAGAUAAAAUACCUGACAAUACACAUGAGAAUUCAUAAUGGAGCGAAGCCUUACAAGUGCUCAUACUGUGGAAAGAGUUUUAUUCAGUCACACAAUCUGAAAGACCACAAGAGAAUCCAUACUGGAGAGAAACCUUACAAGUGCUUACACUGUGAAAAGAGAUUUAUUCAGUCACAACACCUAAAAACACAUGAGAGAAUCCAUACUGGAGAGAAACCAUACAAGUGCUCACUCUGUGGAAAGAGUUUUACUAAGUCAGAAAAUCUAAAAACACACGAGAGAAUUCAUACGGGAGAAAAACCUUUCAAGUGCUCACACUGUGGAAAGAGUUUCAAUUAUUUAAAUUCUCUGAAAACACACGAGAGAAUUCAUACAGGAGAAAAACCUUUCAACUGCUCACGCUGUGGAAAGAGUUUCACUCAGUUAAGUUCCCUGAAAACACACAUGAGAAUUCAUACUGGAAAGAAACCUUACAAGUGCUCACACUGUGGAAAGAGAUUCACUCAGUCACAACACCUGAUAAUACAUGAGAGAAUUCAUACUGGAGAAAAACCUUACAAGUGCUCACAUUGUGGAAAGAGUUUCACUCAGACACACAACCUGAAAAUACACGAGAGAAUUCAUACUGGAGAAAAACCUUACAAGUGUUCACACUGUGGAAAGAGUUUCACUCAGUUAAUUUCCAUGAAAAUACACAAGAAAAUCCAUACUGGAGAGAAACCUUACAAGUGUUCAGACUGUGAAAAGAGUUUCAGUCUGUCACAUUCCCUGAAAAUACACGAGAGAAUUCAUACUGGAGAAAAACCUUACAAGUGCUCACACUGUGGAAAGAGAUUCACUCAGUCACAACACCUGAAAAAACACAAGAUAAUUCAUACUGGAGAGAAACCUUACAAGUGCUCACACUGUGAAAAGAGUUUCAAUCAGUCAAGCAACCUGAAAUCACAUGAGAGAAUUCAUACUGGAGAAAAACCUUACAAGUGCUCACACUGAAAAGAGUUUCACUCAAUAGCCAAAGAACUGUGUGAGGGUAGAAUGGAACCCCAUGUAUGGAGGGCAUCAGAGGCAACAAAGCUGAUGGAUUUUGGAGAUCCUGAGCCAAGUCAUCUGCCUAAUUUGGCCACCCUGCACAAAGCAAAGCGAGAGAGAAAUGAUUUAGAAUUAGGCGACAAGGAUCCCAUUGUGUCCCUGCAGAUGUUAAAAUACAGUGCACCGCACAGUGGUAGCAUUAAAGACAUUGGACUGGACAAGUUUUUCUGUCAUUAUUGGAGUCAAACACAAAUGUAUAUUUACAAGUCUAUAUCAAAAACAUCUACUAACCCCACUGUGAGUUUUGAUGCAACUGGCUCAGUAGUGAGGAAACUACAGAGACCAAAUGGCAAGUCUGGCCAUAUAUUUUUAUAUCAGGGCGUUCUGGCAGGGGAUGAGAACUCAAGUGUCCCAGUGGUGAAAAUGCUGUCAGAGAGACACGAUGUUAAUGCAAUAGCACAUUGGCUGACAGAAUGGAUACGCGCAGGUGCACCAACUCCAAAAGAGGUUGUGAGUGACUUUUCGCUGGCUUUGCUCGGAGCUCUGGUCAAGGCUUUUACUCCUCAUCCUGAUCUAAAGACCUACAUCAAUGAGUGUUGUGCUGUCUUACUCAGUAAAAAAUCAGCAAAAGUGCCACCUUGUUUUGUUCGGGUUGAUGUUGCACACUGCAUCAAGAUGAUCUGCCAGUGGGACUGCUUGAAGAAAAAACCACAUCGCAUUAAAGAUUUCUUUGUGAGGUCAAUGGCACAGCUUCUCAUGUCACAUUCCAUGGAUGAUGCAAAAGAGCUACUACGCAGUAUUACUGUUGUGGCUCUCAGCGAAGCAGAGGGCAAUGACAGUUCUGGAGCCCCCCUCAUAUCAGAAAGGUGCAAGAAAUACCUGAAAGCCCGAAUUGCAGAAGAGUGUGUCAUCAUUCCAGAUGUAGAGGGUGAUGACCUGGAAGUGGAUCCAUGUGACCAAACACAGACAGACCUACGACAGUGGGUAACAGACAUAUGUGAGGAGAGCAGGUCACUUGCUGUAGCUCAUGGGGAUCAUGAUAAUAUGCACUUCCUCCCUGAGAUUAUUCCCAAUAUAAUCUGGCUUGCAAGUUACUUACCACUCUGGACAGGGGUAAUGACCCCUCACUUUCGAAGCACCAACAUCACCGCAAGUUCAGCCAAUGUUGAAGCAGAGUUCAAAAACAUAAAACAUGGACUUUUCAAGCAUGAAAACUUGCCUAUUCGGGUGGAUCGAUUCAUUGCUCGACAUCUGUCCAUUGAAGGCAACAUGCGAAUUUGUUCUGCAAAACAAAAAGGUGAGGAAAAAGAUGAAGACGAUGCAGCUGUUGCAACAGUGAUCAUCACAGGAGCCAAUCCACUACCCACCACAACUUGCAGUGUAGAUGGGAAACCAGAAAUGGAUGCUUCCUGUUCUGGGAAAUCUGACAAUGUCACAAACAUCCAUCCAACAGAUGAAGAUGCGGUUGAAAACUGGAGAGGCCUAGCAGUUCCACCCAAAAAGAGGAAGAGGAAUUCAUACCUCUCUCCUUGUCCUGAAUGGCUCCAUGCUGAUCCAUCUCAGAUACUGCAGACACAAGUGAAGAUGAAGACGUGUUCAGUGAAGCUGCUGGACUGCAGGAAUCUGAUGAAGAUGAGAGAAACCACAGCAGAGGAACAACAGAUAGAAGAUGAUGAUCAAACCUCCACAGAGUCUCUGACUUCUGUCUGUAACGCUGGAGAACAGCAGAUGCUGCAGAUACCAGUGAAGAAUGAAGUGAAGCUGGAGGAGAUAAAUGAAGAAAACAGAGCAGAAGAACAACAGAGAGAUGAUGUUUUUAUUUCUUCAGAGCUGAUGGAAGUGAAAGAGGAAAGUCAAGAACCGAUUGAAGUGGAGGAGAAAUCUCGUGAUUUCAAAAUUGGAGAAAAAUCUUUGAGUGACUCAAAGCCUAAAAUAAAAGCAGCCAAUAAAUCUUUAAUCUGCUCUCAGUGUGGAAAGAGUUUAACAUGUAAUAAAGAUCUUAAUAUACACAUGAGAAUUCAUACUGGAGAGAAACCUUACAAGUGCUCACACUGUGGAAAGAGUUUCACUCAUUUAAAUUCCCUGAAAAAACACGAGAGAAUUCAUACUGGAGAAAAACCUUACAAGUGCUCACACUGUGGAAAGAGUUUCACUCAGUCACAAGACCUGAAAAAACAUGAGAGAAUUCAUACUGGAGAAAAACCUUACAAGUGCUCACACUGUGAAAAGAGUUUCACUUAUUUGAGUGCCCUGAAUACACAUGAGAGAAUCCAUACUGGAGAAAAACCUUACAAGUGCUCACACUGUGAAAAGAGUUUCACUCAAUUGAGUUCCCUGAAUACACAUGAGAGAAUCCAUACUGGAGAAAAACCUUACAAGUGCUCACACUGUGGAAAGAGUUUCACUCAAUUGAGUUCCCUGAAUACACAUGAGAGAAAUCAUACUGGAGAAAAACCUUACAGGUGCUCACACUGUGGAAAGAGUUUCAGUCAGUUAACAUACCUAAAAAGUCAUAAGAGAAUUCAUGUGAUCUGCUGUAAAUCAGUAGGAACUGAUCUGUCCAUGCUAGAUAUUGAUGAUUUCAUCACAGAAAUCUCUCAGCUGAAGAAAGAGGUGACGUCACUGAAGACAAAACUGAUGGAGAGAGAUGACAGGUUACAGGAGCUGGAAAAGGUUUCCUGUCAAUCUUCAGUGUGUGUGACUGAUGGGACCUCCACAGAAUGUCAGGAUCCAGUGUGGAGCGGCAGAGAUCAGUCCACACCACAGCGACUGCUGGACAAACUCUCUGAACAGAGAUCCAGAGACACACAGGACUCACAGCUCACUUUACUCUGUUCUACUGACGGUAAUCAGGGUGAUCAAACCUCCACAGAGUCUCUGACUUCUGUCUGUAACACUGAAGAACAGCAGAUGCUGCAGAUACCAGUGAAGAAUGAAGUGAAGCUGGAGGAGAUAAAAGAAGAAAACACAGCAGAGGAACAACAGAUAGAAGAAGAUGAUGAUCAAACCCCCACAGAGUCUCUGACUUCUGUCUGUAACACUGAAGAACAGCAGAUGCUGCAGAUACCAGUGAAGAAUGAAGUGAAGCUGGAGGAGAUAAAAGAAGAAAACACAGCAGAGGAACAACAGAGAGAUGAUGAAGAUGAUGAUGAUCAAACCCCCACAGAGUCUCUGACUUCUGUCUGUAACAUUGGAGAACAGCAGAUGCUGCAGACACCAGUGAAGGUGAAGACGUGUUCAGUGAAGCUGCUGGACUGCAGGAAUCUGAUGAAGAUGAGAGAAACCACAGCAGAGGAACAACAGAGAGAUGAAGAUGGUUUUUUUUCUUCAGAGCUGAUGGAAGUGAAAGAGGAAAGUCAAGAACCGAUUGAAGUGGAGAAACCUCGUGAUUUCAAAAUUGGAGAAAAAUCUUUGAGUGACUCAAAGCCUAAAAUAAAAGCAGCCAAUAAAUCUUUAACCUGCUCUCAGUGUGGAAAGAGUUUAACAUGUAAUAAAGAUCUUAAUAUACACAUGAGAAUUCAUACUGGAGAGAAACCUUACAAGUGCUCACACUGUGGAAAGAGUUUCAAUCAAUCACAACACCUGAAAAUGCACGCGAGAAUUCAUACUGGAGAGAAACCUUACAAGUGCUUACACUGUGGAAAGAGUUUCACUCAGUUAAAUAACCUGAAACUACACGAGAGAAUUCAUACUGGAGAAAAACCUUACAAGCGCUCACACUGUGGAAAGAGUUUCAUUCAUUUAAAUUCCCUGAAACUACACGAGAGAAUUCAUACUAUAGAAAAUCCUUACAAGUGCUCACAUUGUGGAAAGAGAUUCACUCGGUUAAAUAACCUGAAAACACAUGAGAGAAUUCAUACUGGAGAAAAACCUUACAAGUGCUUACACUGUGAAAAGAGUUUCACUUAUUUGAGUUCUCUGAAAACACAUGAGAGAAAUCAUACUGGAGAAAAACCUUACAAGUGCUUACACUGUGAAAAGAGUUUCACUCAUUUGUGUUCCCUGAAAUCACAUGAGAGAAUUCAUACUGGAGAAAAACCUUACAAGUGCUCACACUGUGAAAAGAGUUUCACUUAUUUGAGUUCUCUGAAAACACAUGAGAGAAAUCAUACUGGAGAAAAACCUUACAAGUGCUUACACUGUGAAAAGAGUUUCACUCAUUUGUGUUCCCUGAAAUCACAUGAGAGAAUUCAUACUGGAGAAAAACCUUACAAGUGCUUACACUGUGAAAAGAGUUUCACUUAUUUGAGUUCUCUGAAAACACAUGAGAGAAUUCAUACUGGAGAAAAACAUAACAAGCGCUCACACUGUGGAAAGAGUUUCACUCGGUUAAAUUCCCUGAAACUACACGAGAGAAUUCAUACUGGAGAAAAACCUUACAAGUGCUCACACUGUGGAAAGAGUUUCACUUGGUUAAAUUCCCUGAAACUACACGAGAGAAUUCAUACUGGAGAAAAACCUUACAAGUGCUCACACUGUGGAAAGAGUUUCAAUAAGUCAUAUAACCUGAAAUCACAUGAGAGAAUCCAUACUGGAGAAAAACUUUACAAGUGCUCACACUGUGGAAAGAGUUUCACUCAGUCACAUUCCCUGAAAUCACAUGAGAGAAUUCAUACUGGAGAAAAACCUUACAAGUGCUCACACUGUGAAAAGAGUUUCACUGUGUUAAAUCACCUGAAAUCACAUGAGAGAAUUCAUACUGGAGAAAAACCUUACAAGUGCUCACACUGUGAAAAGAGUUUCAAUCAGUCAGUUCACCUGAAAACACAUGAGAGAAUUCAUACUGGAGAGAAACCUUACAAGUGCUCACACUGUGAAAAGAGUUUCACUCAGUUAAAUAACCUGAAACUACAUGAGAGAAUUCAUACUGGAGAAAAACCUUACAAGUGCUCACACUGUGGAAAGAGUUUCAAUCAGUCAGUCAACCUGAAAACACAUGAGAGAAUUCAUACUGGAGAGAAACCUUACAAGUGCUCUCAGUGUGGAAAGAGUUUAACAUGUAAUAAAGAUCUUAAUAUACACAUGAGAAUUCAUACUGGAGAGAAACCUUACAAGUGCUCACACUGUGGAAAGAGUUUCACUCAUUUAAAUUCCCUGAAAAUACAUGAGAGAAUUCACACUGGAGAAAAACCUUACAAGUGCUCACACUGUGGAAAGAGAUUCACUCAGUCACAAGAACUAAAAAAACAUGAGAGAAUUCAUACUGGAGAAAAACCUUACAAGUGCUCACACUGUGAAAAGAGUUUCACUCAGUCACAACACCUGAAAACACAUGAGAGAAAUCAUACUGGAGAAAAACUUUACAAGUGCUUACACUGUGAAAAGAGUUUCACUCAGUCACAACACCUGAAAACACAUGAGAGAAAUCAUACUGGAGAAAAACCUUACAAGUGCUCACACUGUGGAAAGAGUUUCACUGUGUUAUAUCACCUGAAAACACAUGAGAGAAUUCAUACUGGAGAAAAACCUUACAAGUGCUCACACUGUGAAACGAGUUUCACUCAGUCACAAGACCUAAAAAAACAUGAGAGAAUUCAUACUGGAGAAAAACCUUACAAGUGCUCACACUGUGAAACGAGUUUCACUCAGUCACAAGACCUAAAAACACAUGAGAGAAUUCAUACUGGAGAAAAACCUUACAAGUGCUCACACUGUGAAAAGAGUUUCACUCGGUUAAAUUCCCUGAAAAAACAUGAGAGAAUUCAUACUGGAGAAAAACCUUACAAGUGCUCACACUGUGGAAAGAGUUUCAAUCAGUCAGUCAACCUGAAAACACAUGAGAGAAAUCAUACUGGAGAAAAACCUUACAAGUGCUCACACUGUGGAAAGAGUUUCAAUCAGUCAGUUAACCUGAAUUCACAUGAGAGAAUUCAUACUGGAGAAAAACCUUACAAGUGCUCACACUGUGGAAAGAGUUUCACUCAGUCACAAUCCCUGAAAUCACAUGAGAGAAUUCAUACUGGAGAAAAACUUUACAAGUGCUCACACUGUGAAAAGAGUUUCAAUGAGUCAAGCAACCUGAAAUCACAUGAGAGAAUUCAUACUGGAGAAAAACCUUACAAGUGCUCACACUGUGAAAAGAGUUUCACUUUGUUAAAUCACCUGAAAUCACAUGAGAGAAUUCAUACUGGAGAAAAACCUUACAAGUGCUCACACUGUGAAAAGAGUUUCACUAUGUUAAAUCACCUGCAAUCACAUGAGAGAAUUCAUACUGGAGAAAAACCUUACAAGUGCUCACACUGUGAAAAGAGUUUCAAUCAGUCAGUCAACCUGAAAAGACACGAGAGAAAUCAUACUGGAGAAAAACCUUACAAGUGCUCACACUGUGAAAAGAGUUUCACUCAUUUGAAUUCCCUGAAAACACAUGAGAGAAUUCAUACUGGAGAAAAACCUUACAAGUGCUCACACUGUGAAAAGAGUUUCACUCAGUCACAACACCUGAAAAGACACGAGAGAAAUCAUACUGGAGAAAAACCUUACAAGUGCUCACACUGUGAAAAGAGUUUCAAUCAGUCAGUCAACCUGAAAACACAUGAGAGAAUUCACACUGGAGAAAAACCUUACAAGUGCUCACACUGUGAAAAGAGUUUCACUAAGUUAAAAUACCUAAAAAGUCAUAAGAGAAUUCAUGCAGGAUAAAUUCAUACUGGAGAAAAACCUUACAAGUGCUCACACUGUGGAAAGAGUUUCACUCAUUUGAGUUCCCUGAAAACACAUGAGAGAAUUCAUACUGGAGAAAAACCUUACAAGUGCUCACACUGUGAAAAGAGUUUCACUUAUCUGAUUUCCCUGAAAGCACAUGAGAGAAAUCAUACUGGAGAAAAACCUUACAAGUGCUCACACUGUGGAAAGAGUUUCAAUCAGUCAGUUAACCUGAAAUCACAUGAGAGAAUUCAUACUGGAGAAAAACCUUACAAGUGCUCACACUGUGGAAAGAGUUUCAAUGAGUCAAGCAACCUGAAAUCACAUGAGAGAGUUCAUACUGGAGAAAAACCUUACAAGUGCUCACACUGUGAAAAGAGUUUCACUCAGUCACAACACCUGAAAAUACACGAGAGAAAUCAUACUGGAGAAAAACCUUACAAGUGCUCACACUGUGAAAAGAGUUUCACUCAGUUAAAUAACCUGAAACUACAUGAGAGAAUUCAUUCUGGAGAGAAACCUUACAACUGCUCUCAGUGUGGAAAGAGUUUAACAUGUAAUAAAGAUCUUAAUAUACACAUGAGAAUUCAUACUGGACAAAAACCUUACAAGUGCUCACACUGUGGAAAGAGUUUCACUCAGUUAAAUUACCUGAAAAAACACGAGAGAAUUCAUACUGGAGAAAAACCUUUCAAGUGCUCACACUGUGGAAAGAGAUUCACUCAGUCAUAUAACCUGAAAAAACACGAGAGAAUUCAUACUGGAGAAAAACCUUACAAUUGCUCACACUGUGGAAAGAGUUUCACUCAUUUUGAUUACCUGAAAAAACACGAGAGAAUUCAUACUGGAGAAAAACCUUACAAGUGCUCACACUGUGGAAAGAGUUUCACUCAUUUUGAUUACCUGAAAAAACACGAGAGAAUUCAUACUGGAGAAAAACCUUACAAGUGCUCACACUGUGGAAAGAGUUUCACUCAGUCACAAGACCUGAAAAAACACGAGAGAAUUCAUACUGGAGAAAAACCUUACAAGUGCUCACACUGUGGAAAGAGUUUCACUUAUUUGAGUUCCCUGAAUACACAUGAGAGAAUUCAUACUGGAGAAAAACCUUACAAGUGCUCACACUGUGAAAAGAGUUUCACUCAUUUGAGUUCCCUGAAUACACAUGAGAGAAUCCAUACUGGAGAAAAACCUUACAAGUGCUCACACUGUGAAAAGAGUUUCACUCAAUUGAGUUCCCUGAAUACACAUGAGAGAAUUCAUACUGGAGAAAAAGCUUACAGGUGUUCACACUGUGGAAAGAGUUUCAGUCAGUUAACAUACCUAAAAAGUCAUAAGAGAAUUCAUGCAGGAUAGUCUUCCAAUGAAUAUUUAACCUGCUCUCAGUGUGGAAAGAGUUUAACAUGUAAUAAAGAUCUUAAUAUACACAUGAGAAUUCAUACUGGAGAAAAACCUUACAAGCGCUCACACUGUGGACAGAGUUUCAGUCAGUCACGACACCUGAUAAUACAUGAGAGAAUUCAUACUGGAGAAAAACCUUACAAGUGCUCACACUGUGGAAAGAGUUUCAAUCAGUUAGUCAACCUGAAAUCACAUGAGAGAAUUCAUACUGGAGAAAAACCUUUCAAGUGCUCACACUGUGGAAAGAGUUUCACUCAUUCAUUCAACCUGAAAAAACAUGAGAGAAUUCACACUGGAGAAAAACCUUUCAAGUGCUCACACUGUGGAAAGAGUUUCACUCAGUCAUUCAACCUGAAAACACAUGAGAGAAUUCAUACUGGAGAAAAACCUUACAAGUGCUCACACUGUGGAAAGAGUUUCACUCAGUCACAAGACCUGAAAAAACACGAGCGAAUUCAUACUGGAGAAAAACCUUACAAGUGCUCACACUGUGAAACGAGUUUCACUCAGUCACAAGACCUAAAAACACAUGAGAGAAUUCAUACUGGAGAAAAACCUUACAAGUGCUCACACUGUGAAAAGAGUUUCACUCAUUUAACUUCCCUGAAAACACAUGAGAGAAUUCAUACUGGAGAAAAACCUUACAAGUGCUGACACUGUGGAAAGAGUUUCAGUCAGUCAGUUAACCUGAAAUCACAUGAGAUAAUUCAUACUGGAGAAAAACCUUACAAGUGCUCACACUGUGAAAAGAGUUUCACUGAGUCUCGAAGCCUGAAAACACAUGAGAGAAUUCAUACUGGAGAGAAACCUUACAAGUGCUCUCAGUGUGGAAAGAGUUUAACAUGUAAUAAAGAUCUUAAUAUACACAUGAGAAUUCAUACUGGAGAGAAACCUUACAAAUGCUCACACUGUGGAAAGAGAUUCAAUCAGUCAGUCAACCUGAAAGCACAUGAGAGAAUUCAUACUGGAGAAAAACCUUACAAGUGCUCACACUGUGGAAAGAGUUUCACUCAUUUGAGUUCUCUGAAAACACAUGAGAGAAUUCAUACUGGAGAAAAACCUUACAAGUGCUCACACUGUGGAAAGAGUUUCACUUAUUUGAUUUCCCUGAAAGCACAUGAGAGAAAUCAUACUGGAGAAAAACCUUACAAGUGCUCAUACUGUGAAAAGAGUUUCACUUAUUUGAGUUCCCUGAAUACACAUGAGAGAAAUCAUACUGGAGAAAAACCUUACAAGUGCUCACACUGUGAAAAGAGUUUCACUUAUUUGAGUUCCCUGAAUACACAUGAGAGAAAUCAUACUGGAGAAAAACCUUACAAGUGCUCACACUGUGAAAAGAGUUUCACUCAUUUAAAUUUCCUGAAAAUACAUGAGAGAAUUCAUACUGGAGAAAAACCUUACAAGUGCUCACACUGUGGAAAGAGUUUCACUCAGUCAUAUCACCUGAAAAUACAUGAGAGAAUUCAUACUGGAGAAAAACCUUACAAGUGCUCACACUGUGGAAAGAGUUUCACUCGUUUAAAUUUCCUGAAAAUACAUGAGAGAAUUCAUACUGGAGAAAAACCUUACAAGUGCUCACACUGUGGAAAGAGUUUCAAUCAGUCAGUCAACCUGAAAACACAUGAGAGAAAUCAUACUGGAGAAAAACCUUUCAAGUGCUCACACUGUGAAAAGAGUUUCACUCAGUUAAAUUCCCUGAAAAAUCUUAAUAUACACAUGAGAAUUCAUACUGGACAAAAACCUUACAAGUGCUCACACUGUGGAAAGAGUUUCACUCAUUUUGAUUACCUGAAAAAACACGAGAGAAUUCAUACUGGAGAAAAACCUUUCAAGUGCUCACACUGUGGAAAGAGAUUCACUCAUUCAUAUAACCUGAAAAAACACGAGAGAAUUCAUACUGGAGAAAAACCUUACAAGUGCUCACACUGUGGAAAGAGUUUCACUCAUUUUGAUUACCUGAAAAAACACAGGAGAAUUCAUACUGGAGAAAAACCUUACAAGUGCUCACACUGUGGAAAGAGUUUCACUCAUUUUGAUUACCUGAAAAAACACGAGAGAAUUCAUACUGGAGAAAAACCUUACAAGCGCUCACACUGUGGAAAGAGUUUCACUCAGUCACAAGACCUGAAAAAACACGAGAGAAUUCAUACUGGAGAAAAACCUUACAAGUGCUCACACUGUGAAAAGAGUUUCACUUAUUUGAGUUCCCUGAAUACACAUGAGAGAAUUCAUACUGGAGAAAAACCUUACAAGUGCUCACACUGUGAAAAGAGUUUCACUCAAUUGAGUUCCCUGAAUACACAUGAGAGAAUCCAUACUGGAGAAAAACCUUACAAGUGCUCACACUGUGAAAAGAGUUUCACUCAGUUAAAUUCCCUGAAAAAUCUUAAUAUACACAUGAGAAUUCAUACUGGAGAAAAACCUUACAAGUGCUCACACUGUGGAAAGAGUUUCAAUCAGUCAGUCAACCUGAAAUCACAUGAGAGAAUUCACACUGGAGAAAAACCUUACAAGUGCUCACACUGUGGAAAGAGUUUCAGUCAGUCAGUUAACCUGAAAUCACAUGAGAUAAUUCAUACUGGAGAAAAACCUUACAAGUGCUCACACUGUAAAAAGAGUUUCACUGUGUUAAAUCACCUGAAAUCACAUGAGAGAAUUCAUACUGGAGAAAAACCUUACAAGUGCUCACACUGUGAAAAGAGUUUCACUCACAAGGUAAAUCUUAAUAUACACAUGAGAAUUCAUACUGGAGAAAAACCGUACAAGUGCUCACACUGUAGAAAGAGUUUCACUUAUUUGAGUUCCCUGAAUACACAUGAGAGAAUUCAUACUGGAGAAAAACCUUACAAGUGUUCACACUGUGGAAAGAGUUUCACUCAGUCACAACACCUGAAAAAACACAAGAGAAUCCAUACUGGAGAGAAACCUUUCAAGUGCUCACACUGUGGAAAGAGUUUCACUCAGUUAAAUUCCUUGAAAACACAUGAGAGAAAUCAUACUGGAGAAAAACCUUACAAGUGCUCACACUGUGGAAAGAGUUUCACUCAGUCACAGCACCUGAAAAAACACAAGAGAAUCCAUACUGGAGAGAAACCUUACAAGUGCUCACACUGUGAAAAGAGUUUCACUCAGUUAAAUUCCAUGAAUAUACACAAGAGAACUCAUACUGGAGAAAAACCUUACAAGUGUUCACACUGUGGAAAGAGUUUCAGUCUGUCACAUUCCCUGAAAACACACGAGAGAACUCAUACUGGAGAGAAACCUUACAAGUGCUCACACUGUGAAAAGAGUUUCACUCAGUCACAUUCCCUGAAAUCACAUGAGAGAAUCCAUACUGGAGAAAAACCUUACAAGUGCUCACACUGUGAAAAGAGUUUCACUCAGUCACAUUCCCUGAAAAAACACGAGAGAAUCCAUACUGGAGAAAAACCUUACAAGUGUUCACACUGUGAAAAGAGUUUCGCUCAGUUAAAAGACCUAAAAAGUCAUAAGAGAAUUCAUGCAGGAUAGUCUUGUCUAAUUAUUGUGAUGAUGACUCUCCACCAGAAGAUGGCAGCACCUGCAAUCAUUAGACUACAUGCCCGUAUUGGUGGUGUGAUGUUGUACAACUUGCAUCUUGAGAACAUUUUAUGUAUGUACUGUAUUGUUGUUCUUGUGUUCCAGAUGAUCAGGUGCUGAUGUGAGCAGAACCCAACUAAAUGUGAAUCUUUGCAAAAGCAAUGUGCUGAAGUUGUUGUUUGUUUCCAUUUGUGGCAUAAAGUUGAUUACAUAAAAAAACAACACACAACCACCCUACAAUGUUAAAAGUCCACCCACUCCUCGUUCUUAUAUUUCUAUAAAUCAAAAUGUGUGUCAAAAUGACCGCUUUUCAUUUCUGCUCUAAAGUGACAUCACUUUAGGGCAGGCCCCACCCACGACUGGUGACGGACUCCACCCUAUUGUCAUAGAUCCACCCGUGAGUGAUCUACACACAGUCUGCCAUUUUUUUUUUCCACGCUGGAGCAGAUACAGUGAGAAAAAUAAUGUCUCGGCUUCGUAAGCAUCAUAAGUGUUCUGUUGUUGCUGUAAAGGUGAACAUAAGAGUCUUCAUGUACUCCCGGCAUCAGAGCCACUGAAGAAGCGGUGGACAAGUUUUGUUUUUGAAGGAAAUGUGCCACAAAACAUACAAAAAUGUGUGUAUGUAUGUGCAAAUCAUUUUACACCCGACUGCUUUGUGAAUGAGUGUCAAUAUAAAGCAGGAUUUUCAAAAAUGUGAUUCUCAAGCAUGAUCAGAAACAACUGUUCGUGUUCCAGCUUUAUAUCCUGAAGAUGUAUCACACGUUAUAUUUUGUGAAUGUUUUCAAAUUGCCUUUCUGAAUGUGCUUGUAAGAUGAUUCCACAGCUAAUGCAGCAAAAGUUAGCAUUGUCUCUGAUUGUAUUCACCAGAGCUAUGACGGGGGCGGAGAGUAGCAGCUCAUUUGCAUUUAAAGAGACACACAUGAAAACAGCGCGUUUUUGAUUCCAUCCAAAAAGAGGCAUUUACAACAUGGUAUAAUAAAUGAUCCGUGGGGUAUUUUGAGCUGAAACUUCAGACACAUUCUGGGGACACCUGAGACUUGUAUGACACCCUGUAAAAAGGGGCAUAAUUGGUCUCCUUUAAAUCAUUGUUUUACAGUCUGUGGCAGGGUAGUCGACCUUUAUCCCUCUUGGAGGCUUGAUUAGCCUGAUAAGGGACUAAUGAGGGACUUGAACCUGAUUGAACAUCUCUGGAGAGAUCUGAAAAUGGCUGUGCACCGACGCUCCCCAUCCAACCUGAUGGAGCUUGAGAGGUCCUGCUAAGAAGAAUGGGAGAAACUGGCCAAAAAUAGAGCUGAUGGAAGUGAAAGAGGAAAGUCAAGAACCGAUUGAAGUGGAGGAGAAACCUCGUGAUUUCAAAACUGGAGAAAAAUCUUUGAGUGACUCAAAAAAGCCUAAAAUAAAAGCAGCCAAUAAAUCUUUAAC
Molecule: messenger RNA, 17211 nt
Organism: Xyrauchen texanus (razorback sucker)
Lineage: Eukaryota; Metazoa; Chordata; Actinopteri; Cypriniformes; Catostomidae
Biological process (GO): regulation of immune system process; regulation of cytokine production; negative regulation of transcription by RNA polymerase II
Source: RefSeq, a predicted model, not a curated record